Molecule: messenger RNA, 598 nt
Organism: Rubroshorea leprosula
Lineage: Eukaryota; Viridiplantae; Streptophyta; Magnoliopsida; Malvales; Dipterocarpaceae
Source: the annotation of a GenBank genome assembly
AUGAAGUUGGGGUCUGAUUCACUUGAUUCAAUUAGUUUUCCUUGGCUUGAUGAUGGUCUGAAUACUUUCUUGGAUGUUCAAACAAACUAUGUGAAUGAUUAUGUCCAUGCCACAUCCAUGAAGAGUCCUGUCAACCUCCCAUUUAAAAAAUAUGCGAUAAGGAAUGGUAGAGAGUGUAAGAAGAAAGAAAAUAGUAAUGAGGUUAAUUCUACAAUGCAAAUUGUUGAGAAUGGUUCGGUGGAUGUCCUAAUAUGUCCUCCUGAAGUGUUUGUUUUUUGUUGUAAUAACCAAUCUGCUGAGGGGUUGAGUGGCUGUCCCACAUCAGCCACAAGGGCACCAUGAAGCAUUCAAGUAGUCAGGAACAAGGGAUGGGGUCUCCCUUGUCCCCUUUUGGAGCUGAACCAACAUUCAUCUUAGACCCUUUACUUGUUUUUCUUUGCUGUUUAUGUUUGUUGCUUGUUUCUUUCAAAUUUUUUAUGUGUUAUGUCAACGUGAGGUGUGGAGGUGUUGUUAAGUGGUUUGAGGGGUGUAUAAUCUUUGGUUGGCGUUUUGGUCUGGAUUCUCCAAUCUGCUGGUGGGCGGUGCAUAUUACAAGUUU